UAUCCACCUCCUUUUCAAUGCACAGUCUGCAGGUGGGAUGAACAAGUAUGAAGUCAUCCGGCAGAUUGGAGAGGGAGCAUUCGGAAAAGCCUUUUUGGUGCGGGACAAAGAAGGAGGUGACAAUGCCCAGUGUGUGGUCAAACAGAUCAGUCUCAGGAAGAUGUCGGCGAAAGAAAAAGAAGCAUCCAAAAAAGAGGUGACGCUGCUUUCCCAGAUGAAGCACAUUAAUGUAGUGGCAUUUAUCGACUCAUUUCAAGAGAAGGGCUCCUUGUACAUAGUGAUGGAGUACUGUGACGGAGGAGAUUUGAUGAGAAAAAUUAAUACGCAGAGGGGAGUUGCCUUCACUGAGCAGCAGAUUUUAGACUGGUUUGUUCAGAUCUGUCUUGGCCUCAAACACAUUCACGACAAGAAGAUCCUGCAUCGAGACAUCAAAACUCAGAACAUCUUUCUAACUAAUAGAGGGACCAGAGUGAAGCUUGGAGACUUCGGCAUCGCAAGAAUGUUGAAUAACACCAUGGAACUGGCUCGGACCUGUGUGGGGACUCCCUAUUACCUGUCUCCAGAAAUCUGUGAGAAUCGGCCCUACAACAACAAGACCGAUAUCUGGUCUCUGGGCUGUGUCCUAUAUGAACUCUGUAUGCUCAGACAUCCAUUCGAAGGCAGCAGUCUGAGGCAGUUGGUCAAUAAGAUCUGUAGGGGGCGCUACAUCCCAGUGCCUGCUCGAUACUCCUACGACCUGCGCCUCCUCAUUACUCAGCUUUUUAAGGUGAACCCUCGAGAUCGUCCCUCUGUCAGCUCUGUGCUCAAGCGGCCAUUUUUAGAGAAACAUCUGAGCAGACAUCUGGAAGAACAGGACAAGUCAAGACAUACAGUUCCGGUCCCAAACAAAGCGCCACCAUCAGUGCGUCCAGCUCAAAUACUAGAAAAAGUGCAAAGUCCCAGAGGUGAGGAGAGGGCAGUGAUAAAGAAACCGGACUGGAAAAUCCCUCAUAGAGUUCAUACACCGCUCCAACACAAACCUCUUCAUCACAGACUGGUGCAAGCAGCUGAUCCUCAUAAUGUGGAAUUUGUACUUCGAGAGAAGCCAAGAGCCGAGCAGCCAGCGGGGGACCCAUAUCUCCACUAUCACGCCCAGCUCGAUGCCUUUGAGUCCAGACACAGAGAGGAGCAAGCCCCCGAGCCGUACCAACUUGUGGCUGCGGCGAGAAAUGAAUACUUACAAAGAAGACAAGAGGCAAACCAGUACAAGGUUCGAGCAGAGAAACAGCUGGGUCUACGUCCAUCCACAGCAGAGCACUCCCGCAGGCCUGGAGGCCACAUGAACGAAAUGGGACCAAACCAACACAUUCCACAUGACAAGAAACAAAACAGACAACUAGAGUAUUUGCGUCAGCUAGAGCUGAUCCGACUGCAGUAUCAUCAGGAUGUGAAGGAGAUGAAGCAGAGAGCUGAGGCUGAGCAGCAGAAUAAACAUGAGACAUCUGUGGUGGAGAAACCUCAGAGAGAUCCAGAGCCUCCAGCCGCCUGUGAACAGCCACAAGCCCCAAACCAGGAUGUUGAAGCAGCGCUGAGGCAGAUCGGACAGGAGUCCAAAGAGUCUAAAAGAGAGAAAAGGCAAAGGGGAAAGAGGGGAAUCAUGUUUGAGAUCAGACUGAAUGAACUGGAGGAAGAGACAAAAGAUGAAGACAUGAAAACAGAUGGAAAUCAGAAAGAGGAAGUGGACCCUCUGAACCAGACCCUGAACUUUGAGGACGGAGAACAGCUGCAGCUCUGUGAUUGGCUGGAGCAGAGAAGAGGAUGGAGUCAGAGGAUUCCUGAAACCUUACUGGACGCUUUGGGCAAUAUGGACGUGAUGUCUGCCACAGCUUCUACUGUCCAAACUGUGCAAGGUAAAGAUGAUGCGGUCCGUAGACAGUGGACAGAGGGAGCUCAGAACACAUUUCUCAAGGCUCUGGACCAGGCUCAGCUCCAAGACACCACCCUGGGUUCUGUCACUACAGAAAUAGAGAAAUUGCAGCAGCUGGAGACAAAUGGAAGACAGGAGCAGCAACAAGGAGAGAGAGACGAGGAAGAGAAAAUAGGGGAGGGAGAGGACUCAGACGUGGAGAGUGAUGAAGAACGACUGGAGCCACGAUCUGAUGAUGACGAUACUAACUUUGAAGAGUCAGAGGACGAGCUGAGGGAGGCUGUGGCCGACUCCAUGAUGAACCUGCUCAUCCUGGAUGACGCCCCACGGCACGAUGGGAACCAGGAAGCAAGCGCCACAGACCCGCCGCAGAUCAGGCAGGAAGGAGAGUCCAACGACACUACAGGAGGAGGUGAAAACCAGGACAACAAAGCUACCAGUAAGGACGAUUGUAAUGGGAUCUGAUCGGAAAAACCAUCACGGCAAAUCACUCAAAUGGGUCGAGGGAUUUAAACCAGAAGCUCUUCCAAACAUAGGUGAAAUCAGCUCUUUCAUUCACCAUCACCAGACCGAUGGUAGAAGCCCUUGUUUUUAGACUUUUUUAAGAUGCUUUGACUUUGUGCCUCCUGCUGGCAACAGUUGUGCUUCUUCUUAACAGUAAAAACACCAGUAAGGUUUCCGUAAGUUUAAAAGCUCUGGGAUAAUGUGCUCGCAGAUAAUCAACUUAACUUUCACAACAAUGAGGAUUAUUUACUGAGGAUGGAGUUAAUACUUAUGAGCACAACCACCAUUAGAUAACCAAGAAUUACAGUAAUAACAGUAUCAUGUUGUUCAUGUAUUUUAGAAUCAUUUGGUUUAUUGAUACUUUGCAAUAAUUACCAAAAUGUUUUUAGUUGUAAUACUCACUUGUGACUGUAAUAUUAGUUGAGAGGGACAUGUUCAGCAGCUCAGAAUAAAGUCUAACUUCAGUGACAGAACUUCAGACAGAAUAGUGAUUUCUGAUACAAUUAAGUGAAUUCUCAAGUCCUUAUAAUGCUAAAUGUUCUGUCCUAAUACUGUUCUCAUCAAAUCAAAUAAAAUUGUUUACAUAUUUUUCAGGCAGCUAUUUAAAUUGUGUAUUUUGGAUUUCACCUCUAAAACCAUGUAUCACUAUUCCACAAGAAA
Boleophthalmus pectinirostris (great blue-spotted mudskipper) is the source of this 3070-nucleotide messenger RNA. Its product is annotated as serine/threonine-protein kinase Nek5. Lineage: Eukaryota; Metazoa; Chordata; Actinopteri; Gobiiformes; Gobiidae. Bases 38 to 2371 code for a protein of 777 amino acids. The transcript is spliced from 24 exons. Gene Ontology annotation, biological process: protein phosphorylation. Gene Ontology annotation, molecular function: ATP binding; protein kinase activity. The record is from RefSeq and is a predicted model, not a curated record.